UCCUCGACCACUGGCAUCAUGAGUAAAGCAUCCUUCAAGACGUCGGCUCCUCCAUCGCCUGACGAAGCCUCGCAAACACCUGUCGCCGGUGCAUCGUCGUCAGCUCUACCUCUGCCUCCUUCCUUGACACUGCGUAGUCGCUCAUCGACAAAGACAAGUCAUCCUGCUGCUGAUGGCGCGUCUCCCAUCGAGCCAUCCCUCUCUCGCCGUCGCUCCUCGCUGCUCUCAUUCUCGAGCUUGGACGACACGCGACACUCGGCCGGUGACUUCAUCCGUCCAUCCCUAGGUCUCGACGAUGAUGACUCGACCGCUCCAGAGGACUUGUCGCACUGGCACAGCUCGCCCUUGGCCUUUGCUUUUCUCCCCGCCCUCGCCGGCCUGUUCUUCACCAAUGGAAGUGCUUUCGUCACUGACAUCAUCCUACUUGGCCUAGCUGCUCUGUUCCUCAACUGGAGUGUCAGACUACCCUGGGACUGGUAUCGUUCAGCUCAGGCUCAGUUCACUCUGGACCAAUUGAGCAAGCAGGAUCCGACUGAAGACGACCAACAACCCCCAUCUCCCGAGCGAGCACAACCAGGUCAAGAGCAGGAAGAUGCGGCGGCUAGUCUCCGCCAACACGAGCUCCUUGCUCUAAUAUCUACCUUCUUGUUUCCUGCAGGUGCUGCCUACCUUCUGCAUGUCAUCCGUGGUCAGCUCUCGCGCCCGUCAGAAGGUCUGGUGUCAGAUUACAACCUCACUAUAUUCCUUCUCGCUGCCGAGAUACGCCCCAUCAGGCAAUUGAUCCGCUUGUUCACCCAUCGGACCAUUCAUCUGCAGCGUAUUGUUCGUGGCAACAACGACUCCUCGGCCAUGAGCAGGAAGGACAAGGCCAUUACAGAGCUUGCCUCACGCCUAAUCAUCCUUGAAGACAAGUUUGGCGAUCAACUGUCGUCUCCAGGCGUCUCAAUCGUUCAAAAGGAAGAAGUCAGUGCCCUUUCCAGUGACAUUAGAAAGCGUUACGAACCUCGUCUGGAUGCUCUAGAGCGUGCUGUCAGAAGAUAUGAGAAGCGAGCCACUACUCUGACUCUGCUCACCGAGCAAAGGUUGCAAUCUCUAGAAAAUCGUCUGCAAGAUGCUCUCAGUUUGGCUGCUGUCGCUGCUCAGUCAUCGAGUAAACCAGGCAUCGUAGCUGCCAUGCUGUCUACUCUAGCAAAGACACUAGCGGUACCUCUGGAACUUGUCUGGUUCGUUUUCGUGUGGCCAUUGAAGGUAACAGAGUCGAUGCUCAAGAAAGCUGGCGUCUUGGUUCUGGGCCCGUCAAACCCCCUCGUCGUCGUAACCAAGGUCGGAAAAGAAUAA
Molecule: messenger RNA, 1338 nt
Organism: Aureobasidium vineae
Lineage: Eukaryota; Fungi; Ascomycota; Dothideomycetes; Dothideales; Saccotheciaceae
Source: the annotation of a GenBank genome assembly